Messenger RNA from Loxodonta africana (African savanna elephant), 3038 nucleotides. It is a transcript of the gene ASAH1, whose product is annotated as N-acylsphingosine amidohydrolase 1. Gene Ontology annotation, cellular component: lysosome. The record is from RefSeq and is a predicted model, not a curated record. Gene Ontology annotation, biological process: fatty acid metabolic process. Gene Ontology annotation, molecular function: N-acylsphingosine amidohydrolase activity; fatty acid amide hydrolase activity. NCBI's taxonomy places the organism in Eukaryota, Metazoa, Chordata, Mammalia, Proboscidea, Elephantidae. Bases 1446 to 2573 code for a protein of 375 amino acids. The transcript has 14 exons.
GGGACUCCUUGUUAGUGUUCCCUGUCAUCAAAACUGAUUGAAAAUGUUGAUAUGUUGUUCCUGAUCUCUACUGAGAUUUUAGGUGUUUCAUCUUUGAAAAUAUCUUUUCGCCUGCAUUCUCUGCUAGGCUGAAGAGUGGCCCGCCAAACAUGCCCAUAUUCUAAUCCCAGAACUUGUGCAUAUGCUACCUUUAUGGCAAAAGGCACUUUGUAGAUGGCAUUUAGUUAAGGAUUCUAAGAUGGGGACAUUAUUCGGGAUUAUCCAGGUGAGCCUGAUUUAAUCUCAGGGGCCUUAUGAGAGGUCAGAGAAGAGAGAAGAUGCUACACUAUUGGCUUUGAAACAGGGCUUUGAACCAAUUUGAGCUGGUUCAGUGAUGGCGAAUGAAGCAAACCAGAACAGACCCAAAUUUUUAUAAUUUGGGUGAUCUGGAAUGGUAACCAGAAUGGGAAAUAUUGCAGGUCGAAGCCCUAGAAUGGGAGACUCGGAAGAGGUGUAGUGAGCCCUUCCUGAUGCAGGAGAUUGGAUUAUUGGCAGGACUGUGGAGAGUGACACACAUGCAAAGCAUCGUGGCUGGCAGCCGUCUUUGAGCAGGGCACUGCUGUUUCGGACUCUACUCAAAAUCCUACAGGCUAGAUAUUUGGUUGCUGUGCAACGUGUAUGCUGCCCUUGUUUUCUAAGAGGGAGAUUAAGUUUCUAGUAGGGCUUCAACCUGUCGUUUUUCACAUCUGUUUACAGGACCCUCAAUUUAACUCUCCUUACAUCCUUAUUAUUCUAAUCCCAGAGUAAUUGCUGCUCCCAAAACAGAGCUUAUACGUAAAACUUACACUGUGGUAAAGUCGUUUUGAUGACAAUGUUUGAAUCAGAAGUAAUGUCAAGUUACUUCAUAUACUUGCCAUGUUAUUAAAAGUUAAAGCAAAAUGUGAAAUCCAUCCUCACACAAAUUAGCAACAGAUGUAUUUUCUAAGCUCAAACUACAGUUCCAGUAGUUUCCUUCCAUACCCUACCUCUUGUGCAUUUUUACUUUUUUUUAAAAAAAAGUUCUACAGUCCUGAGUCUCCAGUGGAGGAGAGAUAGACACAGUUACUAUCUUGAACUAGUCAUAAAAAAAUCAUACAGUCUGUGUAACUUUGAUGAUUUUAUGUUAGGAACAAAUUCUAUUUUGCUACUAAGCUUGAACAAUGCUCCCCAAGACAGUCUCAUUCAUUCAUUGUCUUAGGCAAUGGCCUGUAUGUUGGGGACUGGUCUUUAACUCAAGGAGAACAGAGAGACAGAAAUAAUUAUAAUGCAGUGUCGGAAAUAUGGAGAUAUAUACAAAUGCUGUGGGAGUGUAGAGGAGGGCCUGGCUAUUUUUAUGUAGGAGGAAGGUGAAGACUUCACAAAGAAGACAGUAUUUGAACUGGGUCUUAGAAGAUAACCAAACGUUUGCCAGGAGACAAAGAGGAACAAUGCACGCUAUUCCCUGGUGGACAGAAGACUGCAGAAAAUCAACCUAUCCCCCUUCCGGACCAACUUAUCGGGGUCCAGUUCCUUGGUACACCAUAAAUCUGGAUUUACCACCGUACAAAAGAUGGCACGAGCUGAUGGCUGACAAGGCACCAGCGCUAAGGAUUAUAGUGAAUUCUGUGAAAGAUUUAGUAAAUGCGUUUGUGCCGAGCGGAAAAGUUAUACAGAUAGUGGAUGAAAAAUUGCCUGGUCUGCUUGGCAACCUUCCUAGCCCUUAUGAAGAGGAAUUGAAAGGAAUCGCAGCUGUUACUGAAAUACCUUUAGGCGAGAUUAUUUCAUUCAAUAUUUUCUAUGAACUUUUUACCCUUUGUACUUCAAUAAUAACAGAAGACAAAGAAGGUCACCUACUACAUGGUAGAAACAUGGAUUUUGGAGUCUUUCUUGGGUGGAAUAUAAAUAAUAAUUCCUGGGUUAUAACUGAAGAGCUCAAGCCUUUAACAGUGAAUUUGGACUUCCAGAGAAACAAUAAAACCGUCUUCAAGGCUACAGGUUUUGCUGGCUAUGUGGGCAUGCUAACAGGAUUCAAACCAGGACUGUUUAGUCUGACCCUCAAUGAACGUUUCACUAUGAAUGGCGGUUAUAUGGGCGUCCUGGAGUGGAUUUGGGGGAAGAGAGAUGCUAUGUGGAUAGGGUUUCUCACUAGAUCGGUUUUGGAAAAUAGCACAAGUUAUGAAGAAGCCAAGAAUAUAUUAACCAAGACCAAGAUAUUGGCCCCAGCAUACUUUAUCCUGGGAGGCAACCAGUCUGGGGAGGGCUGUGUGAUUACAAGAGACAGAAAAGUAUCUUUGGAUGUCUAUGAACUCAGCCCUAAACAGGGUAGGUGGUAUGUGAUACAGACAAAUUAUGACCGUUGGAGAAAUCCCUUAUUCCUUGAUGAUCGUAGAACGCCCACAAAGAUGUGUCUGAACCGGACAACCCAAGAGAAAAUUUCACUUCCAGCCAUAUAUGAUGUUCUGUCAACAAAACCUGUCCUCAACAAGCUGACUGUGUACACAACCUUGAUGGAUGUUACCAAAGGCCAAUUUGAAAGUUACCUGCGGAAUUGCCCAGACCCUUGUAUAGGUUGGUGAGCGUCUGGCCUACAGGGUGUGCUCUGAUAUGAAGAUCUGAUCCGGCCGACAGCACAGCCAGUGGAUCUUCUCCUUCCAGAGACUCAGAGCAGGUUCUCUCUGAGGCACGAGCUUGUCCUCAGUAUGUUUACAAGUCACAGGCAUUCUCUGCUGUGGUUGUUGAUUGUUCUUACUUACAAGUGACAUCUUUAAGUGAAGUGCAGCAAUUGUCUAGAAUUAAUUUCUGAAUUUCAUUUCACUUUGACAUUACUGGAAGGCUGAGGAUGGGCAGUUAGACUGUGGUGGGGCCCUCGGCCGCUGAGGAAAAUGCUAGCCCCUGUAAUCAUCUAAUAUAGUACCUCUGUGUGAAAAACAGUAAGCAGAAAUAGUCCACGUUUGUUUUUUACUUCUGUCUACGUAAUUGUAUGCUUUUCUGUAUAACAGUCUUGUUCUCCUGGUUCUAAUUAUUAAAAUGAAUAUACUGUA